Messenger RNA from Fonsecaea pedrosoi CBS 271.37, 4095 nucleotides. RefSeq lists its product as uncharacterized. The coding region runs from base 1 to 4095 and encodes 1364 amino acids. Gene Ontology annotation, molecular function: hexosyltransferase activity; UDP-glycosyltransferase activity. The transcript has a single exon. The record is from RefSeq and is a predicted model, not a curated record. NCBI's taxonomy places the organism in Eukaryota, Fungi, Ascomycota, Eurotiomycetes, Chaetothyriales, Herpotrichiellaceae. Gene Ontology annotation, biological process: carbohydrate metabolic process.
AUGUCUAACUCAGAUCCCCCUGCUACCCCGCCGCGACAAGGCGAACCUAUCCCUCCCAUCAUCCUGGAAGAAGCGGAAGCUGCGGCUGCAGCUGCUCAAGAGGAGGCGUCUGGUGGUGCAAGACAAUCGAAUGUGUCCAAUUCAUCGCCGGAAGGGCAUGUACGACAUCAUGGCGGCGUCUCUCCUCACCUGGAGGAUGUCCCUCCACCAGCAUACAAUGGCGCCGAGUAUGGACAACUAGACAUCAGUCAGAAUGGCCUUGACACGGGCGCACGGAUAGCCAGUGAUGGUCGAGUCAAUAUUAAUAUCAACCAGCAUAAAGGGAAGCUCACGAGCUUGCUUCUGCCUGCGCUGCGCCGUCAAUUGGAGUUGUCGAGGCAGAAACCGCCACCAGAGCCCCCGGUUCCUGAGGGAUUGGGAGAUGUGGACGGCCUACCUCCUCCACCGAUGAACAUUGUGAUUCAGAUCGUGGGCAGCAGAGGAGAUGUCCAGCCCUUUGUUGCAUUGGGCCAGGUAUUGAAGAACAAAUACAAGCACCGCGUCAGAAUCGCCACCCAUCCCACGUUCAAACAAUUUGUCACCGAGAAUGGUCUGGAAUUCUUCAGCAUAGGGGGCGACCCGGCAGAACUCAUGGCAUUCAUGGUCAAGAAUCCAGGCCUCAUGCCGGGCAUGGACUCGCUCAAAAGCGGAGACGUGGGCAAGCGACGAAAAGGAAUCUACGAAAUCGUCACAGGUUGUUGGAGAUCCUGUAUCGAAGCUGGGGACGGCAUGGGCACGCCGGUCAGCGAUGACAAUAUGGAUACGCGCAGCUUUGACAGUGCCGUGUCUUUCGGCAUAGAUCCGACUUUGAAGCCCUUCGUCGCAGAUGCAAUCAUUGCCAAUCCUCCAAGUUUCGCCCAUGUUCAUAUCGCAGAGAAGUUGGGCAUUCCACUUCAUCUGAUGUUCACCAUGCCUUGGUCGCCAACGCAGUCUUUCCCACACCCCCUCGCCAACAUCAUCUCUUCAAAUACUGACGCCAGUAUCACAAACUUUGUCACCUACGCCUUGGUAGAUAUGUUGACCUGGCAGGGUUUAGGAGAUGUUAUCAACAGGUUUCGAGAAAGGAGUCUCGGCUUGGAACCCGUGAGUAUCAUGUGGGCACCCGGCAUGGUCAGCCGAUUGCGCAUCCCAUGGACGUACUGCUGGUCGCCGGCUUUGAUUCCAAAACCAGCAGACUGGGGCAGUUAUAUCGACAUUUCGGGGUUCUUCUUCCUAAAUCUGUCCACGAAUUAUACACCACCACAGGAUUUGGCAGAUUUCCUAGCUGCUGGGCCUCCUCCUGUCUACAUUGGAUUCGGCUCGAUCGUGGUGGACGAUCCAAAUGCCAUGACCAAGAUGAUAUUUGAUGCCAUCAAGAAGACGGGCCAGCGAGCAAUAGUCUCGAAAGGCUGGGGCGGGCUCGGGGCCAAUGAGUUGGGAAUACCUGAAGGCGUCUUCAUGAUUGGCAACUGCCCUCACGAUUGGCUAUUUCAACAUGUGUCGUGCGUUGUGCAUCACGGUGGUGCAGGUACAACUGCCGCUGGUAUAUUAGCCGGUCGACCGACGGUGGUGGUCCCAUUCUUUGGUGAUCAACCAUUCUGGGGCUCAAUGACCGCCAGAGCUGGAGCAGGUCCCAUGCCCAUUGCAUACAAGAAUUUGAAUUCCGACAAGCUCGCACACUCGAUCUUGGAAGCAUUAAAGCCCGAGUCGCUUGAGCGCGCAAAGGAGCUAAGCACGAAGAUCAAGGCAGAAGAUGGUUGUGAAGCUGGCGCACAGUCGUUUCAUAAGCAGUUGCACAUGUCGAACCUCCGAUGCUCGCUGGAUCCGUCACGAAUUGCAGUCUGGCGUGUAAAACGAACAGAUAUCCGGCUGUCACCACUUGCAGCCACUGUUCUAGGAACGGAAGGUCUGCUGGACUUCUCGGACCUGAAGCUUUACCGACCUCGAGAGUAUGAGACAGAGGAUGGCCCAUGGGAGCCGAUAUCUGGUGGUGCAGCCGCCCUAAUUGGGACUCUGGGAAAUCUUUCCAUGGGUAUCGCAGACUUCCCCGUCGAAAUCCUCAAGUCUCUGAAGACAGCGUCGGGAGAAUUGAAAGAAAUCCACGAAAGACGCUCAAAUAGUGGUACAUCCACGCCUGUUGCGCCCUUGGAACGCUCUUCUGAAGUUGCUAGUUCGACCUCUGGGGCGAUUACGCCUGUUCAGUCUGAACCGUCACUUUCGUCAGGGACCACGGCAGUACCGGCGCCUUCGUCCUUGUCUACAGUCUUGAGCGCAGAUGGAUCGCCCAAAGUUUCCCAUCAUCACCGGCACCAUAGCUUGACUCACCAUCGAUCCCGAUCUCGCUCUGGUUCGCCAGCAGCGAACGACAGUCGUGAGUCCUGUGUCGGCGAAGAGGUUGGGCAAGUCUCACUGGACACCGCGAUCUCUGGAGCUAAAGCUGCGGGUAAAAUCAUUUCAGCUGGCGUCAAAUCACCCAUGGACUUCACAUUGUCCCUGGCAAAGGGGUUCCACAAUGCACCGAAGCUAUAUGGAGACGACACGGUACGACAGAACGAAAAGAUCGUUGGGCUUCAUUCCGGCUUGCGAGUGGCGCGCAAAGAGUUCAGUUAUGGCUUCUACGACGGCAUCACAGGUCUCGUCACCCAGCCACUGGCAGGGGCGAAGAAAGAGGGCGCAGCUGGUUUCUUCAAGGGUGCGGCCAAAGGUCUCGGUGGUCUGGUUCUCAAACCGGCCGCGGGCAUUUGGGGCCUCCCUGGCUACACGGCAAAAGGCAUCUACAGCGAGAUUUCCAAGCACUUUGGAAGCUCCGUACAGAAUUAUAUCAUUGCGGCUCGAACAGCGCAAGGAUUCGAGGACUGGAAAAACAGUUCUCCCGAGGAACGACAACGAAUUGUUACCGCCUGGAAGGAUGGCAGGCUGGAAACCCGGAAACAUGGACAACUCUACGGAAAUGAUCGCAAGGUGGCGAUUGAAAGCCACAUUAUCACGAGGACCAACACGGAUUCCGUUGAAUUGGUUCACGGAUUCCGAAAUACUAGACAUCUUAGUUGGGACGAAAGAAAGGCUCUUGCCGAGCGAAGAGACCAGCUGAGAAAGGAAGAGAAGGAAUUGCAACGCCGUGAAAGAGAAAUUCAAAGGGAAGAGAGGAAGAAUGGCAAGAUCAAAAGCCGGUGCAAAUUUUGUCCCUUUGACCAUGACACCAGUCAUCAUCUCAAGCACAGCCACUCUCUCUCCAGUCUGGGAUCCUCCCUUAGCCAUGAGAGCACACCGUCGCAGUCGCAAGAUAACAUCCUGGCCGACUAUGAGCACGCAAUUAAGCAUUCCGUGAGUUCGACGAGCAAAGGCAAUCCUUUGGAAGAUGCAGUCAUUGAAAGGGCGCUGCGAGCGAGUCUUCGGGAGCUGCACAGUUCGGGUCACGACCCAAACAAGUAUUCUGAUGCAGCAUACCAGCAAGCCAUUCAAGCUAGCAUUCGAGAAUUCAAGAAGGCUCAAGAAGAACAUGCUCGACAGAGCGAUGCCUCGUCCAAGAGCACAGAGAAGCCGGAGGCAGAGCAUGACGCUGAACUCGAACGGGCACUUGUGCAGAGUAUGGAAGAGCACAAUCAGACCAAAACUACAACAGCUUUAGCCCCCGGAGAUCACCACCAUUUGGAUUACAGUGAUUCAGGAAUUGACACUGACUACGACGAAGAUUUCGUGCGCAAACUUGAGGAGACCAAGAAACUGCAUACGGAAAAUGAACUGAAGAAGAAAGGGCUUGCAGAACGUGAGGCCGCACUGACAGCUACAAAUGGACAUGCGGAGCCAGGUACAUCCGCCACAGGAGCGACAGCCGAUCACUAUGAAAAUGACGAGGAGUUACAGCGGGCAAUAACCGCGUCUGAGGAGGAAGACAAGAAGCGACAGGAAGAACUUACGAAAGAAAGAACAGAAGAAGAGAUUGUGAUUGAGUACGUCAAAAAGCAGAGCCUCAUCGAGGAGCAACUGAGGCAACAAAGGGAGGGUGAUGGAAGAUGGAACUGCGGUGGCAGCCGAGUGGCAGGCCAACAGACGAUCGGUGAGGGGAGCAGAGAGUGA